UUCUUUCUGUGAUUAUUGGAGUUUCUGUGAGAGAGUGGUGUCGCCAUGGGAAGAGCUCCUUGUUGUGACAAAGCCAAUGUCAAAAGAGGACCAUGGUCCCCCGAAGAAGAUGCAACACUCAAAGCCUAUGUGGAGUCUCAUGGAACUGGUGGAAAUUGGAUUGCAUUGCCCAAAAAAGCUGGCCUUAGACGGUGUGGGAAGAGUUGCCGCCUACGGUGGCUGAAUUAUCUGAGACCAGACAUCAAACAUGGAGGCUUCACUGAAGAAGAAGACAACAUCAUUUGCAAUCUCUAUGGCCAGAUGGGAAGCAGAUGGUCUGCCAUAGCCUCUAAACUUCCUGGCAGAACCGACAAUGAUGUGAAAAACUACUGGAACACGAAACUGAAGAAGAAGAUAAUGGCAGGAAAAGUUAGUCUCAAAACAUUGACCGAAAAUGACACUCUUCCUUCAACUUCAACCCCAUUACCAACCAACCAAAGUCUGAAAACUCAAAAUUCACCUUUCAAUGUUUCACCAAAUCAGCUAGCCUUGGUGCUACCAAUCUUAGAAGCAAAUGAUAACAAUGCAUUCACAGAUAAUCAAAAAAACAUCAUUAGUUUUGACCAAACAAAGCAUCAUGGGUUGUACAGUCCACAAGUCAUGCAUGGUGUCUCACAGAUUGGUGCAAGUUCAAGGAUCAACAAUAACACCAACGAAAGUAACAGUAACAGUCACAUGGUGUCAUUGUCUCAAGAAGGUUCAAGCAGCAUUUCGGAUUCAUCUUCCAUUGCAAUGAAUUACAACAAGUGUGUCGUGUCACAGCCUCAACAGCAGCAGCAAGAGCAACAACAACAUUGUAUUGAUGAAUCUAUGGAAAUGUUGGUGGAUUUUGGCUUUGGAUUUCCCUAUGAUUUUGCUAACUGCCAUUAUGAGAGAGUUGGUGAAACUUUUGCUCCAGAGUGGGUUGAUUUUAGCUAUGCUGACAUUAAGCCACAUUGACCAAAUCAAAGUGUUAGCUAACUAGUUAUUUUAUUCAUACGAUGUAUAACCAAGGGAAGAAUAUCAUAUGGGAUAUUUGUGUAAGAAAAAAAUGCAAAAGCUUAUGUGAAGUGAAGAUUUAAUUAGGUGA
This is a messenger RNA of Vigna angularis (adzuki bean), 1108 nucleotides long. Its product is annotated as transcription factor RAX2. Bases 46 to 978 code for a protein of 310 amino acids. The record is from RefSeq and is a predicted model, not a curated record. The transcript has 3 exons. NCBI's taxonomy places the organism in Eukaryota, Viridiplantae, Streptophyta, Magnoliopsida, Fabales, Fabaceae.